AUGCACUUCUCCCUUGUCGUCAUUUCUUGCCUCCAGGCCCUGGCACUUGCCCACCCCCGUGCCCGGUUCGAUGAGCACGACCUCAUCCUGCCCCGGGUGAACCAGAAUGGUACCAACGUCACGGACCACGCCGACCAGGACGUCCCCACCUUCCAGAAGGAAUGCGUCUGCCCGACGCCAAUCUGCGAUUCGAGGAUGAAUGAGAAGAGCAUUUGUCAGUGCAAGGCCUCGGCCGCACAAGCCUGCUUCCUCAAAUCCCAAGGAGGCUGCCCGGAGCCUAAGACUGCUGCCUGCUGA
Diaporthe citri is the source of this 297-nucleotide messenger RNA. RefSeq lists its product as uncharacterized. Lineage: Eukaryota; Fungi; Ascomycota; Sordariomycetes; Diaporthales; Diaporthaceae. Bases 1 to 297 code for a protein of 98 amino acids. The transcript is spliced from 3 exons. The record is from RefSeq and is a predicted model, not a curated record.